GCAAACUGAUCACGGCAGCCACGGUGCUGGAUGCUUUCCCAUGGGGUGCCCGGAGCUAGGUGGAACGUGCAGGCUGCGCCUUCCAGAACCUUGCAGACGCUGAGACUAGGUCAGCAGCUGACCCUCCUGCCGGAGCAUGGGCUGUCCGGAUUUUGUCGUAGCUGGAGAGGCACUGCGUGUACGGCGCUAUUUGCUGGUGUAGCCAGAUCUUCCGUGCGCGGUAUGAAGGCAGCUUCAGGCGACAAAGAUGUCGGUGCACCUGACAGACCAGGUGGAUUGUCCAAAUUCCGAGAGCUGCAGAGUGUGGGAUACCCAGAUCUGAAAGUGCCCGUGAUCCUCUUCCCAGUGGAAGAUUUGCUGUUGCCCGGGCGCAGAAAGCGGAUGCACCUCUUUGAACCUCGCUGGGUUUCAAUGGUGGAGUUCUCCCUGAAGACGUGUGAAGGUAUUUUUGGCAUGCUCUACUUUGACGACGGAGAGCUUUUCCCAGUGCUUUCCCUCGUGGAGAUCAUGUCUUGCAACAACCUGGAAAGCCAGGGCCGGAUAGUCCAAGUCCGUGCAGUUGGGCGUGCAAGGCUGAAAGGCUUGACAGAGGAGGUUAUAUCCGCUAUGGACUGGGGGCUGGCGCUUGUGGAGGAGAUGACGGAAGUCUUCGAAGCAGACUUUGAUGCAGCGAACACGGCGCUUGAGCUUUCAAAGCUCAUGGAAGAUCUUGACAUCACUGUGACAACCGCAGAGGAUGCAGCGACAGAGGAAGGUGCAGCGGAACCAGAGGUGCCACAGCUUUGGACGCACCAACGCGAAGUUGUUCGCGGUAAUUUGGCUCGGCUGUCGCCAGAGAAAUGGCAUCAGCUGAAAUCAGAGACAGCUGGGCAGCUGAAAGGAGUGCCGAUGCGAACCACCAUGCCUUCCUCACAGCAUAGAGAGGCAGACUCUCUGGCGCUGGCAGUCCUGUACGCCUCGCUGAGUCAGGUGUCCUUGCCCUUGCGAAAAGAAUUCUUCGUGAGUUCGGAGACGUUAGCCAAGCGCUUGAAGGUCAUGUCUGAGGAAAUCUCAGAACUUCAAGGAAUGGCUCGUGCAAGAAGGGCACUUGCUGGGGUCUUCGGCAACGAUGACAAGUGAGGAACGGUUUCACACAUGCCGUUUCCGCGGAUCGCAGAUGUUUUACUGUAGGUAUUUGUGGGUAUUUGUAGGUGCUAGGCAAUUUUCGGCAGGUUUCUCUGCCAAGCUGGAAAAUUGCGAGGUGCUCGGCACUCCACC
Molecule: messenger RNA, 1257 nt
Organism: Cladocopium goreaui
Lineage: Eukaryota; Dinophyceae; Suessiales; Symbiodiniaceae
Source: the annotation of a GenBank genome assembly